AUGGAGCCCGAGCUGGCGGCCCAGAAGCAGCACCGGCCGCGGAGGCGAAGCCGUCGAGCCUCCGGACUCAGCUCGGAUGGCGCCGCUGGGCCUGCAGACCCUCGGGGGCCCGAGCCUGAGGACAUCCGGGACCCCGGGCCUGCUGACACCCCGGUGCCGGAGCCUGACGGCAGAUAUUCCCUUCGGCGAGGUAGCUCCUUCACAUUCUUAACACCUGGCCCCCACUGGGACUUUACUUUGAAAAGGAAACGAAGAGAGAAAGAUGAUGAUGUUGUAAGCCUUAGAAGCCUUGAUCUGAAGGAGCCAAGCAAAAGAGUUCGACCUCUAGCUCGGGUCACAUCCUUGGCAAAUUUAAUCUCUCCUGUAAGAAAUGGAGCAGUCCAUCGCUUUGGUCAGACAAUACAGUCAUUUACCCUUCGUGGUGACAACAGAUCCCUGGCUUCUGCCCAGAAGUUAUCAAACAGAUCAACAGUCCCAAUGCCUACCAAGAGGAGAAGUAGUGUUCUGUGGUCAGAAAAGUUAGAUAUCAAUAUGAAGGAGUCUUUAACUACCAAUGAAAUCAAACGUCAGGAGGCAAUAUAUGAACUGUUCCGGGGGGAACAGGAUUUAAUUGAGGAUCUCAAGCUUGCAAGAAAGGCCUACCAUGACCCCAUGUUAAAGUUGUCUAUUAUGUCAGAAGAGGAACUUGCACAUAUAUUUGGUGAUUUGGAUGCUUACAUACCUCUGCAUGAAGAUUUGUUGGCAAGAAUAGGACAAGCAACCAAGCUUAGUGGAACAGUGGAGCAGAUUGGUCACAUUCUUGUGAACUGGUUGCCAGGCUUGAAUGCCUACAAAGGCUACUGUAGUAACCAGCUAGCAGCCAAAGCUCUUCUUGAUCAAAAGAAACAGGAUCCAAGAGUCCAAGACUUCCUUCAGCGAUGUCUGGAGUCUCCCUUCAGUCGAAAACUAGAUCUUUGGAGCUUCUUAGAUAUUCCUCGAAGUCGUCUAGUCAAAUACCCUUUAUUAUUAAAAGAAAUUCUGAAACAUACUCCAAAAGAUCACCCUGAUGUUCAGCUUCUGGACAAAGCUAUAUCAAUAAUACAAGGAGUUCUCUCUGAUAUCAACGUGAAGAGAGGCGAAUCAGAAUGGCAAUAUUACAUUGACAAACUGGAGUAUCUGGAUGAAAAGCAGAAGGACCCUAGAAUUGAAGCAAGCAGAGCAUUGCUCUGCCAUGGGGAACUGAAGGAUAAAAAUGGACAUAAACUUUACAUUUUCCUGUUUCAAGACAUCUUGAUUUUGACUCGGCCUGUUACACGGAAUGAGCGCCUCUCUUACCAGGUUUACCGGCAGCCAAUCCCAGUCCAGGAGUUGGUUUUGGAAGACCUGCAGGACGGAGAUGUUAAAUUGGGGGGGUCCUUUUGAGGGGCUUUCGGCAACUCAGAUAAAGCUAAAAAUAUCUUUAGGGUUCGCUUCCAAGAACCCUCUUCAGGGCAGUCUCACACCCUGCAAGCCAACGAUAUGUUCCACAAGCACUAGUGGGUCAGCUGUAUUCGCGCUGUCGUCGCCCCUUUCCGGCAGGUCUCCAGCCCGGCUGAGCUGCAGGGGCUACCGCAGCUCCACGAAGGGCGUGAGAAUGACCCCGCUGCCGGCAAUGUCAGAGCCCAGAGGAGAGCGUCCACGGCCUCUAGUGUGACUCAGGUCGAAACUGAAGGCGACGCUUCAGAAUGUGGCUCCUCGGUGCCCACCACAAGUCACAUCAAGAGCGUGAAAACCCACCGGACACAGCCUGGCUGCCGGAAAGCCAGGGACAAAGCCCCAAACAGUGGCAAACGGAAGGAGACUUUGGUAUAAAGGAAGCCCUGUGCACUAACUAGUGGAGAGACUGUUAAUUUAUAAAUGUGUACAGUUUGUUUUUCUUUGGAAUGUGAGCAUGUAACGAGCAUCACAGGGUCACUUAAUACCAGUCUUAACACCUAUGGUUUUGGUGGUUGUCCCUUUUUUAUUUUUUCCCAAUGGCAGCUAAAGAUAUAUAUGCAGAUUACUGCUGAACAGCAGGGGCUUUUUUGGGGUUUGGUGUUUG
Messenger RNA from Talpa occidentalis (Iberian mole), 2059 nucleotides. RefSeq names its product neuroepithelial cell-transforming gene 1 protein-like. Gene Ontology annotation, biological process: positive regulation of Rho protein signal transduction; intracellular signal transduction. The record is from RefSeq and is a predicted model, not a curated record. Lineage: Eukaryota; Metazoa; Chordata; Mammalia; Eulipotyphla; Talpidae. Gene Ontology annotation, molecular function: guanyl-nucleotide exchange factor activity.